Molecule: messenger RNA, 708 nt
Organism: Aspergillus tanneri
Lineage: Eukaryota; Fungi; Ascomycota; Eurotiomycetes; Eurotiales; Aspergillaceae
Product: peptidyl-tRNA hydrolase domain protein
Exons: 4
Coding region: 1-708 (235 amino acids)
Biological process (GO): mitochondrial translational termination
Cellular component (GO): mitochondrial large ribosomal subunit
Molecular function (GO): translation release factor activity
Source: RefSeq, a predicted model, not a curated record
AUGGUCUCGGAGCGAACUCCGGAGGAUUAUCUACUACCCCCACUAUUUGGAUACCUGAGGAAGCAGUUAAGGCUGGGAUUUGCUGAGUCAUCUAUUCAGUACCUUACCUUACAUAACCAGACGGAACGGCUCCUGGUUCCGACUAGUUCGGAUUUCCUGGACGAUCCCCGUGCUUGUUACUGGCUAGUCUGGCGGUUUGCUUCGAGACGCGCCGCGGCCAUUAAUCGUGCCUCCGACGAGGAUUUAGCCGCUGCACGGGAAUGGCUCGCAUCCCUCCAUUCCAAGUCAAUUCCGCGUCACAUCUGCGAGAUUUCAUUCAGCCGUUCCAGCGGCCCCGGUGGCCAGAACGUAAACAAAGUGAACUCAAAAGCAACACUCAAGGUGCCUCUUCAAUCACUCUUGCCUCUGGUGCCUACUAUUCUACACCCUCCACUACGGUCGUCCCGCUACUUCGCAGAGAGGACGCAGAGCCUCGUUAUACAAUCGGAAGAGUCGCGGAAGCAGGCUACCAACGUGGAGUACUGUUAUGAAAAACUCCAUCAAAUACUGAGAAGUACUGCAAAAGAUAUCAUCCCCGGAGAGACCUCUCAGGAGCAGAAGGAUCGCGUGCAUAAAUUGAAAAAAGCUGAAAACGAGGCACGGAUUAAGGCAAAAAAGCUGCACAGCAGCAAAAAGAGUAGCCGACGGGGUGGUACAAAUGACGAAUGA